AUGCACAUCACCCAGCUCAACCGCGAGUGCCUCCUACACCUCUUCUCCUUUCUGGACAAGGACAGCAGGAAGAACCUUGCCAGGACCUGCCCCCAGCUCCAGGACGUGUUUGAGGACCCCGCACUCUGGCCCGUGCUGCACUUUCGUUCCCUCACAGAACUCAAGAAGGACAACUUCCUCCUGAGCCCGGCGCUCAGGAGCCUCUCCAUCUGCUGGCACUCCAGCCGCGUGCAGGUGUGCAGCAUCGAGGACUGGCUCAAGAGCGCCCUCCAGAGGAGCAUCUGCAGCGGGCACGAGAGCCUAGUCAGUGAUUUCCUCCUCCAGGUGUGCGACAGGUGCCCCAACCUGGCAUCCGUCACGCUGUCGGGCUGCGGCCACGUCACCGACGACUGCCUGGCGCGUCUGCUGCGCUCCUGCCCGCGCCUGCGCGCGCUGCGCCUGGAGAACUGCGCGCGCGUCACCAACCGCACGCUAACGGCCGUGGCGGCGCACGGGCGGGCGCUGCAGACGCUGCACGUGGACUUCUGCCGCAACGUGAGCGCGGCCGGCCUGCGCCGCCUGCGCGCCGCGUGCCCGCGCCUGACUCUGCGCGCCGAGCACAGCGCGGCCAUGAUCCCCGAUCAGCCCCAGCGUGGCCUGCGUUCGCCCGGCGCUGCCCUCCGCAAGCAGCUUCUUCGCUAA
Molecule: messenger RNA, 681 nt
Organism: Mesoplodon densirostris (Blainville's beaked whale)
Lineage: Eukaryota; Metazoa; Chordata; Mammalia; Artiodactyla; Ziphiidae
Gene: FBXL22
Product: F-box and leucine rich repeat protein 22
Exons: 2
Coding region: 1-681 (226 amino acids)
Biological process (GO): SCF-dependent proteasomal ubiquitin-dependent protein catabolic process
Cellular component (GO): SCF ubiquitin ligase complex
Molecular function (GO): protein binding
Source: RefSeq, a predicted model, not a curated record